UCCUCCGGCCACCAAUAACCAAAUCAGUUUCUUCAAGAAAACCCCAUUUCACCAAAUUUUUCCAUCAAACAAAUUAAAAAUAAAUAAAUAAAUAAAUCAACCCACAACAGCAACAUGCUAGUAUCCCUCUCUUAUAUUCUCAUUCUUCUGUAUAUUCUGUGUCAUAAAUUUCCCUCUCACCAUUCUUCUUGUCAUGCAGCCUUCACACCGCCGGAAAUUCACACCAAUUUUCUCCACCGAAUCAUUCAUAAUGAAGCCGGCCAGCCGAAAGGGCAGUAAUCUCUCUAUUUUAGCCGUGGCGGUUUCCAUUUUUUUGUUCGGUUGUUUCAUGUACAAUGAGGACGUGAAAUCCAUUGCCGAGUUCCCAUUUUCCAGGCCUAAGUCUGGUCAAGAAAUUCAAGAAGAGCCAUCCAAGAAUACUAAUGGUAUAAUUCAAGAAAGUGACAAGAAUGUUGGCGAUCAGACCACUGUUUCAGUUGUUUUAAAUGCAAGAACUGUAGUGGAGACGGAGAUAGAAACUUCCGAUUCUGAUCAUGAUCAGAAACAAGAAUCUGUGACCUUGAAAGAUGGGAAAGAAAAAGAGGAAGGAGAAAAGAAAAUUGAAUUACCCGUUGAAGAUGACGACGAGGUCGAUGAGGAGGAGGAGGAGGAGGAGGAGGAAAUUGAAUUACCUCCUGAAGACUGUGAUCUGUUUACAGGGCACUGGGUUUUCGAUAACAUUACUCACCCACUGUAUAAAGAAGAUGAAUGUGAGUUUCUCACAGCCCAGGUGACUUGCAUGAGAAAUGGAAGGAAGGAUUCUUUGUAUCAGAACUGGAGGUGGCAGCCCAGAGAUUGUUCUUUGCCCAAAUUUAGACCAAGAUUGUUGCUUGAGAAACUGAGGAACAAGAGGCUGAUGUUUGUUGGGGAUUCCUUGAAUCGAAACCAAUGGGAAUCAAUGGUUUGUUUCGUCCAAUCCGUCGUUCCUCCCGAAAGAAAGAGCUUGAACAAGUCUGGCUCUUUAUCUGUUUUCCGAAUCGAGGAUUAUAAUGCUACAGUAGAGUUUUACUGGGCUCCAUUUUUGGUGGAAUCAAAUUCAGAUGAUCCUAAUAUGCACAGCAUUUUGAACCGGAUCAUCAUGCCUGAAUCAAUCAAAAAGCAUGGCAAGAAUUGGAAGAAUGUUGACUUUCUCAUUUUCAAUACUUAUAUAUGGUGGAUGAACACUUUCUCAAUGAAAGUUCUGCGAGGAUCCUUCGAUAAGGGGUCGACGGAGUAUGAUGAAAUUGCAAGGCCUGUGGCAUAUGAAAGAGUUUUGAGGACCUGGGCUAAGUGGGUAGACAAAAAUAUAAAUCCUAAUCGAACGCAAGUUUUUUUCAUGAGCAUGUCUCCUCUUCACAUCAAGAGUUUGGACUGGGAAAAUCCGGAUGGCAUAAAAUGUGCCUUAGAAACAACCCCAAUACUCAACACCUCAAUGCCACUGAAUGUGGGCACAGACCGCAGGCUAUUCAGAGUUGCAGUAAAUAUCACUGAAUCAAUGAAGGUGCAUGUCUAUUUUGUCAAUGUAACCACCCUUUCCGAGUAUCGAAAAGAUGCACACACCUCAGUUCACACCAUUCGCCAAGGCAAGAUGCUGACGCCCGAGCAGCAAGCUGAUCCUGCCACGUUUGCAGAUUGUAUCCAUUGGUGCCUACCGGGCUUGCCAGAUACAUGGAACGAGUUCCUCUAUACACAUAUUAUAUCACGUUCUUCAAACGAGUCCCCCAACCUGUAGCUCUGGAUGAAUUCUUAUACACAUCUCUUUGAUGUUUACUCUCGUGUCCUGGUGUCUAACAUGUCACCUAAGAUUUUGAUUUUAUGUUGAGAAUACCUAUGCAGCUCAGCAAUUGUUAAUCUUUGCAUGUAAUUUCUCCAACUAUAUUUCUACUGUUGGGUUUCUCGUUUGUGGAUUUGUAACUUCAUUGAGCCGAUGUAAAUCAGGGGCGUUGAGACCUGAAAUGUACCCGCCAAAACUUUUAAAAUAUUUUUCCUCUA
Olea europaea var. sylvestris is the source of this 2010-nucleotide messenger RNA. Its product is annotated as protein ESKIMO 1-like. Gene Ontology annotation, molecular function: O-acetyltransferase activity. The record is from RefSeq and is a predicted model, not a curated record. The transcript has 5 exons. Bases 194 to 1750 code for a protein of 518 amino acids. Lineage: Eukaryota; Viridiplantae; Streptophyta; Magnoliopsida; Lamiales; Oleaceae. Gene Ontology annotation, cellular component: Golgi apparatus.